Messenger RNA from Pseudo-nitzschia multistriata, 1068 nucleotides. Lineage: Eukaryota; Bacillariophyta; Bacillariophyceae; Bacillariales; Bacillariaceae. The record is from the annotation of a GenBank genome assembly.
CCGCUGCYAGUGGUGGAGCCACAGCUGGGAAAUAUACGUGAGUAAUUUUGAUUUCAUUCUAUACUUGAAAGUAUCAUGAUACGURAAUAAUACAAUACAGCCGAUUUUCUACGUAACAURUGGUCUGACAAAKAUUCGACUGAUCAUCUAUGGACACAACGUUGAUUUUAACUUAGAACGAUUCCCAUUGCAAAGAGACGGUACUAUGGAAGAGUCCAGCAAUCAGUCCACGAAUUUUUGUUGCUCGGUCCUGAAAUCGUGCAAGCUGAUUUCUCUGGACCAAUGAUCCAGCGUUUCUUUGACCCCCAAGGUAUGUAAGGAGGGCGCGAGAUUUUGUUCUGAAUGAAAAAAGAUCAUAAAUUGAUACCAGAGAAAAUUGGAAAUUUCAAUCUGAAGAAAUCCGCUGAAGAAAAUGCCAUGAAGAAUUUUUCUCACUUUAUUUUUCGAUGUUACCAUUAUAUUGUGCCUCGAAUGUACAUUAUCAUCACUCUACGAUGUAUCACAACAACAAAAACGCCAUUGAAAAUGCCAUAACUAUUCCAUGCAUCAUGGUAUAACUUAACUCUUUCCAAUUGACUUGAACGUACUGAAAGGCCUUGUCGUCGUCGAGGCUAAGCGAAAGGAUGUCAACGGCCAGUGCACGAAGAAGAAUGGAGACUGCAAGGGUUCAGAAAUUCGUGAUUCCAUYUACAAUGACAUGAAAACUAGUAUGUAUCUGCUGGCAAAUGCAUUUCGUUUGAACCAAACCAAAGCACCCGACAAUCUGCCCUCUGUUCGAGCCGCCAAAAAGUUUUUCAAGGAAAUGGACCUUGUCGAAAAGGCGGCGAAGAAAAAACGCAAAAACGACCGAGAAUCUGUUGUGCACUUUGCAGCCGCUCUCGAGGCUUUGGACACAUUUUUGGAUCUUGUAGAACUGCCUCCCACUGACUCUAAUUGGUACGAGCAAGAAUUCGAUCGUGCCGUUGGCAGCUCUGCGCGAAUCACGUAAGUAUGCAAGGGAAUAGCACUUGGUAUCAGAAGGCCGGAGAUGUACUUGAAACAAUAUUCAAAUAAUAAUAGGUACUUGGU